Schizosaccharomyces osmophilus is the source of this 687-nucleotide messenger RNA. RefSeq names its product mediator complex cyclin subunit Srb11 (gene srb11). Lineage: Eukaryota; Fungi; Ascomycota; Schizosaccharomycetes; Schizosaccharomycetales; Schizosaccharomycetaceae. The record is from RefSeq and is a predicted model, not a curated record. Gene Ontology annotation, molecular function: cyclin-dependent protein serine/threonine kinase regulator activity. The transcript is spliced from 4 exons. Gene Ontology annotation, cellular component: mediator complex; nucleus. The coding region runs from base 1 to 687 and encodes 228 amino acids. Gene Ontology annotation, biological process: positive regulation of transcription by RNA polymerase II.
AUGUCAGGAAAUUAUUGGUCUUCUAGUCAGUUGCUACAAUUCUACUUACCAGGGAAGCAUAAGUUGUCCGAGACCAAUGCCUUUAGUGAAGAAUCAAUUGUGCACUGGAAACGAAUUCAGGAGAUUGGGGAUAAAAUUGGGCUCAACCAAAGGGUUUUGGCGACUGCUUCCGUCCUUUUGAAGCGAUACUUUUUAAAGAAAGAAGAAAAAAUCGAGUAUACUUUGGAGCAAUAUGUUUCGGCUUGUGUAUAUUUGGCCUGCAAAGUAGAAGAGAGCCCAGUUCAUAUUCGGACGAUUUGUAACGAAGCAAAUGUACUCUGGAGUUCGUCGCUACCGAUUGACAGAUCUCAAGUAGCCGAAUUGGAGUUUGAGAUUAUUUCUGUAUUGGAAGCGUAUCUUAUUGUUUACCAUCCCUAUCCGACUUUAGAACAGAUCUUUCGAGAUGGGUUGAUUACGAAAACCCAAUUGCAAUUAGCAUGGAAUAUCGUGAACGAUUCAUACGCUACUGAUUUAUGUCUUUUGGUUCACCCUCACCAAAUCGCCUAUGCUGCCUUGAUAUUAAGUUGCUGUGAUGACGAACACACGAUGAAUCGACUGGUAGAUAUACUAAAGGCGUCUGACCCGUUGAAGAUUGUUUUAAGUAUUCAAGCUUUACUGUCUAUUUACUACCAGGAUGAAAGGGGUUGA